AUGGCGCCUAUUGGGCCCCUGCCUGCUUGCGAAGAAGGAACACCUCUCAUCAACUACGACAACACAUACUCGCCUGAAACUCCCGACCUAUGUUGCCAGGCCUUCGACUGGCACUUUACCCCGUUCGAAAAGGAGUGUCGAGCGUUUGGGAGGUUGCAGGAAGUCGGGUGCGAACACCUCGCCGUCAAGGUCCAUGGCUACGUCCGAGUCACAUCAGAGGAGAUCAAGCAGAAACUCGGCUCUGAGCGGCACAGAAUGAGGUUCCAUAGCAUGGCUUCUAGGAAUGCCAGAAACCAGAUGAUGGGUAUCGUCAAGGACUGGGUUGAGAUGGAAGCCUACGAGAUCGAGAAUCUGCGACCCCUCUACGAUCGACUCUACCAGAUCUUCCAUAUACCCCAGAUGAUUGAGAAUAUCCACGAGAUGCACAAGCAUGGGAUCGUGGUCAGAGACUUGCGAAGCGACCAGUACGUCAACGGCGUGCUCGUCGACUUGAGUUGCUCCGCCACAGCUCCCCACCCCUACGGUCCAAGGAUAUCCAGCGAGCCGUCAGAGUACCAGCCUCGCUGGACCUUUUCCAGUCUGGCAGCAUGGGAUCUGUUCUCAUUCCAGUGGCAAGUCAUCACGCUGUGGAACAGAGACUACGAGCGUCUAGUCAAACUGCUUGGAAGGCCUCAAGGAAUGCCUGAUUUCUGCCCUUUCAUCGCAUAUCGCAUUCCCUAUCCCUCGACUGAUACUAGAAAGAAAUCUCCUCGACCGUAUGGUCCGUUUCUGCCAAUACUGAAUCACUUUCAUCGGCGCAUCUCUGUGUUGGAGCCAGCACGAUGGGAUCCGCUCGAGUACAUCCAGAAUGCCAAGUCGUACUGCGCGACAAAAGAGAAGAAGCGAAAAAGGAGUGAGAAAAUUGACCAAGGUUCUGUUGAAAAGUGGACAACAUAG
This is a messenger RNA of Fusarium graminearum PH-1, 936 nucleotides long. RefSeq lists its product as uncharacterized. The record is from RefSeq and is a predicted model, not a curated record. Bases 1 to 936 code for a protein of 311 amino acids. Lineage: Eukaryota; Fungi; Ascomycota; Sordariomycetes; Hypocreales; Nectriaceae. The transcript is spliced from 3 exons.